CCGUCACAUCAGGCCACUAUCCCGGCACAGUCUAACCUAGUCACCCGCGUGGAGCCUCUUCUCGACCGUCAGUUUGCAUGCGGCCCUAACAAUGGGGGACAUCGCCUUCGACCCCAGCCCUGUCCCUCCCGAUAUAAUCGAACGCGAAUCCCUCUGUCUCUCCCUCCCAAUGCCAGGUAUGGUCGUGCACAGCGGCCACGACGGUUUCAAGGAGGAACUGCUUCGACACUACAGCCCCGCCGAAAGUAACGCAGCAGAGGACUUGGUCAAGCUCAAGGACGCCCUACGGAAAGCCGACACGGAACACUUCUGGCUUCUACUUACCGAAGGCUUAGCACGCAUUGCCGACGCACAGUAUGCUUUCGUCUCGAAGAGGAUUCUCAGAGACGACAAGGACGUCGCCGUCGAGUACCCGCCCAUUGGAGAGAAGGGAGCCUGUCUUAUAGGUGCCGCUUUCUACGUCAACGACGGCCACGGCUUCACGGCCCAUAUGAGCAACUUCAAAUACCAUGCCUACUCGUGUCCCUGUGCGUACAUGAAGCAUGACAAGAUCUUCGUUAUCCCGGAAAGACUCAACGACUUCAUCGUCGACAACCCCAACCAGCUCGUCAUCCCUGGAGAGGCGUACCUUGGAAUCCCACUGUUCGCUGAAGGGAAAUGUUUCGCUCAUUUUGGCGUUAUGUGGGGCAAAGAGGGGGCUGAACGCCGCCAGCUAGGCUGGGGCUAUUUGGAGAUGUUAUUCCACGGUCUCGAGGAUUUGAUCCUGGAGCGUGUGCUGGAGGGCAAAAGCUUCGCCAAGUCCGCAGAGGUGGUACAAGAACCUCUUCCGCAAGUUAUCCCACACGAAGCCGUCUCGCUGGCGCAGUCGUUAAAGCCAUAUGCUCGAAGUCUUUCACAUGAAUUGAGGACGCCAAUGCAAGGCGUGGUGGGCAUGCUCGAUGUCAUGAUGGCGAAUGUCAAGGAAGUUGCCGAGGACCAGCGCCAUCUACAUCCUCGGAUACGAAAAUUGCUCGAUACGCUCAAGGAGAAUAUUGAGCAGGUUCAAGACAGCUCAAGACGCGCGGUCGAAGCCGCUGACAACGUCGUCCACGCCUAUGACAUGAACAUGGGCGUCCCGGAAACCCCUCUUACACCCCUGGACAAGGAAGCCUCGAGCUUGCCCGUAUUCGUCCACGAAAGGAGAACAGACAUACCGGUCACCGGCAACACCUUACCAAUCAAUCAGUUCCGAGCAACGAAACGAAAGAGAGAUGAGAUGGCUGCAUGGACAGGGCACGCGCGAGUGGCCAGGGCCGCUCGGCGGAGAAUCCGACACUCCUUCUCCGAAGAACCACCCUCUUGUGGGUCAGCAUCCGACCUUGUCAGGAGUGCUACCAGUAUCGACAUGUUUGAGAAGGCUUUCUCACAUGGAGCUUCGGUAAUCCACUGCGACAGCGACUCGUCAACGUCUCCCAUGUUCGCUUCGGAGCAUUCCACCGCCCCGGGACUGCGCCAUACAACCUUGCGCGAGGUGCUUCAGUACGUUAUCAAUGACGCAUUGAAGGUCGGAGGACGCCCAGAAUCUGCAAUCGCCGAAGAGACACAUCUGGGUGAAAAAAUCGAAGUACGGACAAGAAGUUCCAGCGGCCGCGCGAACACGAAGAUUAUUGAGUGGGUGGUAUCGCCUGAUGUUCCCACAACCAUUCUCAUCGACGAGAAAGAUCUGGCAAAAGCGAUCUCCUGCGUGAUGCUGAAUGCCAUCAAAUUCACGGAUAAUGGGUCCAUCACAUUGAAGGCGACUCUUAGCGCCAAGGCCCGAUACAUUGUUAUCAAUGUCAAAGACUCUGGAUCAGGCAUCCCCGCGGCUUUCUUGCCGAAUUUGUUCAAGCCUUUCUCAAGGGAAGACGAUUCCACGACGCGGCAAAGCGAGGGUCUUGGCCUAGGAUUGAUGGUCGCGAAAGGAUUAGCAAGAAAGCUUGGAGGCGACCUCUUCUGCCUUCGAUCGCACGUCUCCGGCCCGAACAAGGGUUCAGAAUUUGAAAUGCGUGUCCCUCUCACGCCUGGUGAAGUAUGCAGCCGCCCGGCCUCACCAUUCGGGUCUCCCAGUCCUUCCGUUCGAUCACGCCACUCGGCCGAUGUCGACGUACCACCCGCCGGUGUCCCACAACCCACCACUCCACCUCCAUUUUCGCACCUUCUGAAGUCUAACAACGACGUACCAGACAGCUCUUCUGUCGCAAACACUACGUUGAAACCCCUCGCUUCGUCACAUCAUCUCGGUUUACCCACCCCCACCCACUCCGCCUCGUCCGCUCGUCCCCGCGCUGCAUCGAAGAGCAGGUCCAUGUCGCACAACAUGGAGUUCGACAGGAAUCUAGCUGGCAUUCACCCCCUGAACUUCCUUAUCGUGGACGAUAACCGCAUCAAUCGCAACGUACUGCGGCACAUGUUGAGGAAUCUCGGCUACUCCAAUGUUCACGAAGCGUACGAUGGCAACGAUGCAGUCCUGCAAAUGCGGAAGAAUGCUCAGCAUCCUCGGCACGACACUAUCAAUAUUAUCCUCAUGGAUCUGUGGAUGCCCCUCCUAGAUGGUUUCCAGGCCACGGAAGCGAUCAUGAAGAUGGACGAGGUGCCGAACAAACCUAUCGUUCUCGCCGUCAGCGCCGAUGUCACCGACGCAGCCAUUGAGCGCGCGGCGAAAGUUGGGAUGAAGGGCUUUCUGACGAAGCCGUUCGUGAUCAGAGAUGUGGAGAAGUUGAUACUCCAGCAUUGCGCCGCGAUGAACGCCAUCCCCGAGUAGGGUUUCUCAUUCUAUGUGAUUUUUUUGGAGCGUCCACUCGGUAUCUAAUGAGCAUAUAACG
Molecule: messenger RNA, 2840 nt
Organism: Trematosphaeria pertusa
Lineage: Eukaryota; Fungi; Ascomycota; Dothideomycetes; Pleosporales; Trematosphaeriaceae
Exons: 2
Coding region: 92-2779 (895 amino acids)
Biological process (GO): protein autophosphorylation; phosphorelay signal transduction system
Molecular function (GO): histidine phosphotransfer kinase activity; phosphorelay sensor kinase activity
Source: RefSeq, a predicted model, not a curated record